Molecule: messenger RNA, 981 nt
Organism: Coprinopsis cinerea okayama7#130
Lineage: Eukaryota; Fungi; Basidiomycota; Agaricomycetes; Agaricales; Psathyrellaceae
Exons: 6
Coding region: 1-981 (326 amino acids)
Source: RefSeq, a predicted model, not a curated record
AUGCCGGGGCUUAUCAGCUUGGACUGGGAGUGGUUUCCUUACCAAACGUCCAACGAAGAACCCCUCACACCCACUACCUACAAGGGUCUCCGUCAGAUGAUAAUAAACUCGACGACAAACAUCAGAUAUUUCAUGUAUUCCUACGCAUCAGGAAUCCGUUUUGCUGAGGUCCUUCGACAGAACCCAUCGAUCGAGAUUCUUGGAGUCCACAACGAGCGAGACAGUGCAGACGACGACCUGAUUCUCGAUCUCAACCCCAUAUUCCAACCAAACGAGAACUGGGAGCGCGUUGCAGCGAGGCCCUACAGCCUUCUCGAGCUACCUCGUCCACCUCCUCUGAUCUUCUAUCUCAACAAACAGAGCACGGACCAUCACUACCCGGACAAUCGGUGCCAUGGUUUGGACAUCAAACCAUCGCUUUUUUCUGAAGGGAGCAAAAUCCAACUCGUGUUCAUACCCGGUGUGUACGCUCACCGCCGGGAAAGGCUGGGGAUGAUUGAACGAGUCGCGAGCUACUUGGACGAGCAUGGGUCGUUUGACGGAACGAAGGAUUGGCGAGGGGACGUUGCAACGGUAUCGGCCCUCAGAGACAGUGUAUACGCGUGCCUAACAUCCGCGUUGACAGUAUUCUCUCGGUCCCCCUACUUUGAGAAGUUCUCGGCAGAUCCAUGGGCAUGCGGAACGGGGCAGAAUCCCAAUCCCCCAGAGAUGAAGCUAGGGGUUGAACGAAGCAUGAAGAUCACGCAGGAAUGGGGAAGGAUAUGUUCCAAUCUGAGAUGUGUACAGGUCGACCUUGGAAAAGAGUUUGUGCGCCCUAGCACGGGGGAAGAGUGGAUAAUGAUUAUCUUUGAAACGGUGAGAAUACGCGGCGCACUUCCGGACGUGAUGUCAGGCUUAAUUGGCUGCUAUCCCCUUUGCGACGAGCUCUUGGGCCGUCUCCGUCCUGGACCGACAGUUAGGGACGUACCGAGUUCGAGGUGA